Vigna angularis (adzuki bean) is the source of this 1788-nucleotide messenger RNA. Its product is annotated as BRAP2 RING ZnF UBP domain-containing protein 1. The transcript has 11 exons. Gene Ontology annotation, cellular component: cytoplasm. Lineage: Eukaryota; Viridiplantae; Streptophyta; Magnoliopsida; Fabales; Fabaceae. Gene Ontology annotation, biological process: Ras protein signal transduction; protein ubiquitination. Gene Ontology annotation, molecular function: ubiquitin protein ligase activity; zinc ion binding. The record is from RefSeq and is a predicted model, not a curated record. The coding region runs from base 147 to 1580 and encodes 477 amino acids.
AUAGAAAUUAGUGAGAGUUCCUUUCAAUUAAUCUUCGUUUUUCAGACGAACCUAUAAAAAUGAAAAUGAUUGUAAUCUGAAAAGCAAUCUUCAUCAUCAGUGCACAUUAACGGACCCGCCGUUGAAGUUUAGAAUUCCGGCGAGCCAUGUUUUUGCUCCGCGUCCACUCAGUGGACGCCGACCACCCUCUCGAUCCCCAAACCAUCUUCCGAUCCCAUUCCCAAUCCAACAACCCUAAAUUCAGCGAACGCAGAGGCGCACUCCACUUGUUCCGAACCUCUCCCCGCUCCUCCCUCCCAACCCAAACCUCCCCCUCCACUCUUCUUUUCAUCCUCGCCGUCCCCAACUACCUCUCCUUCCACGACUUCAUUCCCUUCUGCGGGCCCCACCUCGACAACUUUUACGACCUUCUCUUCGUCAGGAACGACGGGACGGAAGAUCGCUAUAGCGUGUUGAUAAAAUUUGCCGAUCAGUUCGCCGCCGAUGAAUUUUACAGCUAUUUCAAUGGCAGGAAAUUUUCUCCCGCCGAGGCAGAGGUGUGCCAUAUUUUGUUUUUGCAAUCCGUGGAGUAUUCGGAGUAUGCAGAAGUUGCUGGGACUCCUCCUCCUGGUUGUACGGAAAUACCAACUUGCCCAGUUUGUCUUGAGAGGUUGGACCCUGAUACAAGUGGAAUAAUGACAACACUUUGUGAUCACUCAUUUCAAUGCCCUUGUGUCUCCAAAUGGACGUACUUGUCUUGCCAGGUUUGUCAAUUCUGUCAGCAACAGGAUGAGAAACCAAAUUGUUUCAUUUGUGGAACUAUAGAUGAUCUUUGGGUUUGUAUGAUUUGUGGGUUUGUUGGAUGUGGAAGAUAUAAAGAAGGGCAUGCUAUUCAGCAUUGGAAAGAUACUCAGCAUUGCUAUUCUCUUGAUUUUAAAACACAACAAAUUUGGGAUUAUGUGGGUGACAGUUAUGUACACCGAUUGAACCAGAAUCAAUCUAAAAUUGAUGGCAAGUUGGAGGAGAUAAAUUUUCGCUGUACGUCACUGGAAGGAGAUUGUGAUACGUGUGAAUGUCCUGAAGAUUCAGGAAUUAACGGGGCCCUUUUCAAAAGCAAAGUUGAAACAAUUGUGGAUGAAUACAACCGUCUUCUUACGUCUCAGUUGGAGACACAAAGACAAUAUUAUGAAUCUUUACUAGUAGAGGCAAGAAGUAAAAUGGAAAGUUCCAUGACUGAAGCAGUGGAGAAAGCUGCAGCUUCUGAAAUGGAGGAUAUCCAAAAUGAACUGGAAAAGUGGACAGAAGAAAGAAAUGUCAUUGCUGAGGUCAAUCAGAAACUCAUAAAAAAUCAAGAGAUUUGGCGAAAGAAAGUUAAAGAGGCUGAAGAGAGGGAAGCUACAUCAACUAAAGCGAUGAAUGAGAGGAUAAUUGAUUUGGAGGAACAGAUUAGAGAUAUCAAGAUCUUUCUGGAAGCGCAAAAAACAAUUGAUAAAAUGUCAGAUUCAAAUGGAAUCAAGGAUGGAACAGUCCUACCUGUGGCUUAUGAGUCUUCUCCAGGUCACAAAAAGAGAAAUAAAAAGUCUGGUCGAAGGCGGAAUUAGUUGCAACCUAAACCAGAAGACUUGUUCGUUCGAACUUAUGGAUCUUGGUUUUAGGAAUAGAAACACGGUAGUACUUGUUGAGGCCGCAAAAUCUUGAUGGUAUAUAGAAGUAGAACCAAUUCAUGGCCUUGGGUGGUUGUUUGCAUGUUUUAGAUGUUGUACAGUUGAUGCUUGUAGACAGUUAAUUCAACGAUUUUCGUAGUUCUAA